CAUCCCAUUACCUCAGAAAUCAGUGAUACAAAAAAUAAUAAAUAAUAAAGUUGGCUGUUGAGCCAUGACAUGCAAUAGUUGCCUCUUUCACUGCUUGGUGAGAGGAGAAAUAAACGUAAAAAGAAAAUGGAUUUGCUGUUGAGUGAACUAGCUUUUUACAUUCCAUAUACCCUGGCAAUAUUUCCGUGGAAUACAAUCUAGUUUUUCUCAUAUUUAUGUAUUUUUAGCCAUCGUUUUGAACGUUACCAUGAACGUAUUCUCUCAACGAAUGUUAAUAGUUCACCAUAAAUUGCUAUACGAUCAACCUUCAAUUUAUUAAACAAAUUACCUACAAACAAAUUGAAGCAACACUAGUUUUUAUGAGAUGACGCGCAUUGCGAUUUUGCACUUUUAUACCUGUCGAGAUAUUAACGGACGUAUUACCAGGAACCAUUAGAAGCUUAAAGCUUAAAGGAUUAUCCCUACAAACCCCCAACAACCAUAGGUCCUACCCCCAAAGGUGUUUCAGAACCAUGGUUGAGUUAUACGUGCCAAAAACAGUGAACCUUUAGGCAGUUGUUUGUUGAAGAAAUGUAUCUAGCGCAAAAAGGGAGAUGUUUCGGUGUGGUUGUGUUGUAGUUUUGUGGUUUUUGCUAUUUUCUGGAACUGGGGACGCAGGCAGAAUGCUGAUCAGUCUUCCAUCUGUCAAAUGCGAUUCUGCGAUUGGUGAGGUCUGCAUAGAAAUAAGAAAAUGCCCAUAUUUUGAUGACCUGCUCAAUCGAAGUACGAUACCAAGACCUCGUGGCGUCAUAAAAAUAAUUCGAGAGAACCAGUGCGGAUUCUAUGGAAGCAUACCAUUUGUUUGCUGUAGCAGAUUUGCAGCACCUCCCCCUCCAACGUUACCCCCUCUCCCCUCCCCAACACGUUCAAUGCUCCUUGCCGAAUCAUCAUCAACUCGAAGGCCUAUUUCGCAUAUCCUGAGUAGAUUCACCACGCUGACGGCACAUCGAAAUUAUGGACAGCUAAGGAACGAUAUUUGCGGGAGUAUCCAGACGAAUACCAGGAUCACGGGAGGGAAAAAGACUGCUAUCAAUGAGUUUCCUUGGAUGGCACUAUUAGCGUAUUAUCAAGAUGGUGUUUUGGAUUUUCGCUGUGGAGGUGCAGUCAUCAACGAAUGGUACAUUUUGACAGCUGCCCAUUGCAUUGUAAAUUCAACCAUAGUAGGAGUUCGUCUAGGAGAACACAACCUGAACUCAGAUAAAGACUGCGAUCCUAACAGUCACUAUUGCGCACCUCCAACACAAGAUUUCUACAUUGAGAAAGUGAUAGGCCAUCCAGGAUACAACACCAAAACUUUGAUGAAUGACAUAGCUCUCGUCAAGUUAGCCAUGCCAGCAAACUUCGGCUACGCUAAUGUCCAACCAAUCUGCCUGCCGAUUGAAGAUAUGGAGCUCUCUGGGAAAUUUGUUAUUGUUACAGGAUGGGGAAUUACAGAAGAUGGUUUCAAGAGCCCCGAACUCCUGAAGACCUCAAUACCAAUUCUCCCUAUCGAGGAGUGUCGCCACAUCUACAGGCACUUUGCCCCAGUCAAAGAGGCCCAAAUCUGUGCGGGAGGAUACGCAGGCCGAGACAGCUGCGGAGGAGACAGUGGGGGGCCCAUGAACUAUGUAGGACUGGUAGAUGGGACACCUAGGUUCGUCCAGUACGGAAUAGUGUCUUAUGGGCCUAGGCAAUGCGGGACUGAUGGGCAGCCUGCUAUCUACACCAAAGUUGCGCAGUAUCUAGAGUGGAUUCUAGAUAAUUUGGAACCUGGUGUAGUUAGACAUUUAUGAAGAUCAGAGCGCCGAGGCUAUUAAAAUACGUGAUAUGCUCCUCCGGUCCCCCGAAGUUUGGCAUUUAUGAGACUAGCGCAGCAUCUUGAGUGGAGUGAGGGUGUGGUUCAAUAAAAACAAUGCGGUACCCAUGAACUAUGUAGGACUGGUAGAUGGAACCCCUGGCUUCGUCCAGUACGGGAUAGUGUCUUAUCGACCUAGGCAAUGCGGGACUGAUGGGCAGCCUGCUAUCUACACGAAAGUUGCGCAGUAUCUAGAGUGGAUUCUAGAUAAUUUGGAAUCUGGUGUAGUUAGGCAUUUAUGAAGACCGGAGCGCCGAGGCUAUUAAAAUACGUGAUAUGCUCCUCCGGUCCCCCAAAGUUUGGCAUUUAUGAGACUAGCGCAGCAUCUUGACUGGAGUGAGGAUGUGGUUCAACAAAAACAACGCGGUACCCAUGAACUAUGUUUGAAUGAUAUAUCUGACCUCUAAGUACGUCCAGUGUAGGAACCAGGUGAAGUUGAAAACGCAUGUGGAUAUUAACCUUCAGAUUCGUCCAAAACGUGAUAUAUUCCUAUGGUCAAAGACAGUAUAAGGAAACUAUCAUCUAUGAGAGUAGUGCAGUAUCUUUAGUAUACAGUAUAUUUUGGACAAUUUGCAACUUGAUGAAGUUGUCGUUAAAUGAAAACAAUAUUGGUGUCUAAAUUUUUUUAUUUCACUUGAAUGUAGAAUCAGUCUAGAACGAUUCAAGAUUUCUGAAUUCUUGUACGACAUCAGAAAUGGUUGCGUCAGUUGCAAUGCCAACAGAAAUAGGCUUUAGAAUCGCAAAAUAGUAUCCAGCAGAUCUUUUCAAAUAGGCAUUUGAAAUUUUUUCUCUCACUAUGGCAUCGAUCUCACAUGUCAACACAAGUUUUUUCGCAUGCCGCCGAGGAGAUUUUCUUACUAUAAAUCUAGAAAACAAACAUUUUUGAGCAAAUAGAAAAAAAUAAUGAAAAUAAGUUAUUACAAAAUUCAUUAUUGCCAUCUUAAAGGAAAAAAUCAGUUCAACUUGAUAAAAAUAACACGAUUUAAUCCAAAAAAUCUGAUUCUUUGCAAUUUUGGAUUUUGGUUUGGGACCCUAUACAAUAACUAUCUAAAACUGUAAUGACUCAUCGAUGUUCACGUGAACAUCACUUAACUACCAGUAGUCGGCUGUUCAUAGGCGGGGUAUGAAUGUUUAACAUGGGUGAACUAGAUUUGUCACAUGCUUAAUAAAGAGUGGUUUGAAACAUAUUGUAAGUCACAAAUUUGGGAAUUACCUUUAUUCAUCAUCACUUCCACUUACAUCUGACAGUAAUAAACUGUCGCUAUCGCUUUCCUCGUUGAAAUUGACUAUAACUGGCUCUAUGAUGGUGUCGAUGUGGUGGUCAAGCUGCCACAUUUUUGUUUCUUCCUUCACAACAUGACGGAUAGCAUUCUGCCAAGCUUCGGGCGUUACUAGCUGUAUGGAAGUCUCAAGUAAAACCUUAACGUCUGGUAAUUUGAAGGUUGUGUUAUGGCGCGCAAUAUAACCCUUCACUUGAGCCCAGAUGAGCUCUAUUGGGUUCAGUUCACAGUGGUAGGGCAGUAACCGCAGCACAGUGACACCACAUUGACGGGCCAUCUCAUCAGUCACGUAACUAAUGUUCGCAGGUUUGUGCUGUUUAAUUUUUUCAUACAAUUCCGCUUUCACACAUGAAUGGUCAAACGGGAUUCCUUUUUCGCGCAACCAUUGCUGCAUGUCACUUUUUCGAGAUCCCAUAGUCGGUACACGUUCGGCUCGACGACUAUGGUAGGAAGCAUUAUCCAUGAGGAUCACAGAGUUGGGCUCAACUCGCUGAAGCACCCCUUGAAACCAGCUCUCGAAGCAGCUGGCAUUUAUUUCGUCAUGGUAAUCACCUCCUUUCUUAGAGACGAAAAUCAAGUCACACUCUUCUAAAAAGCCACUAUCGCUACCAAUAUGAGUUACGAUCAGUCUUUGACCUUUCCCUGACGGUCCACGAAGACCUGUUGACAAACCUUCAAUGCUUGCUUGUCGGUUACUCACUACGUUUUUGUCUAUCCAGGUUUUUUUAACUGUGUGACCUGCAUUUACCCAUGUCUCGUCCAAAUAAUAGAUUUUUCUGCUUUGUCGCCUAUAUUCAAUCAUUUCGCGUAGGUAUUUUCGACGCCAGGCGACUAUUUCAGGUCUCUCUAUCAAUAAUGACUUCCGAUUACGCGUUUCGUAACGAAAAUUAAUUUCGUGCAGGGAUUUCCUCAUUACCUCGACGCUCAUUUGGGGUAUAAUUUCAUUUUCCUUGAUCGCUGCAUGUACAGCCUUGAGGGUUGGUAUCUCAUUCCUAAAGAAGAAUGAAUGUACGGUUCGCCUUAAUGCCAUUUUGCUAUCGCCAUCCAAUUUAACGGCCUUUCGUCACUUCAAAUUAAACUUUGGAUCAGUAGUAGCUCCAGUUUUCUUCUUUUCAUGCACCACCCUGCGAAUGGUCCACUCUGGAACGCCUGUCAUACUUUCACAACGCGCGAGUGCAUCUCCCUGCGACAUAGUUCUGUUUAGAUAAUUGAGCACGUUGAGCACGAUUUCUUUCGCGUCCCUCUUCAGUGCUUUACGAAGCCAUCUACUUGUUCCCUGGCUUUCAGUACUUCCAUUCGUGCCAUUUGUACUCUCCAUGGUUAAGUAUAACCAAAACAGUAACCACAGAAACCACAACAAUAACAAUCACACAACAAUUCUUAUAAAAACACACAAUAUGCGAUCGCUCUACGAAACACGUUCCAAUGCGUUGCCGACGCCUAUGAGUCUGCCGGUCGAGGCGCGUCUUUGAUUUCAUUGGUUCUACCGGCGGAGAACAAUCAGCCAUUAUUUCCAUCUCUGUCUGUGCUGUUGACCACCGCAAAGCCACAGAAACGACAUAUGUCGUACGCUAUACGGUUGUACUGGAAGGAAGCCGGGAUCGAGCUCUGAUCACGUGUUGAUCACGCGUAUGAAUCAUUACAGUUUUAAAUAGUUGUAGUAUAGUGAAGUUAGGAACUCAUGAAGAUCGGAACCCUGAUGUUCGUCCAAUACGUGAUAUUCUCCUAUAGAUCGAGAUGCCCUAGCAAUCUUACCAAAGUCCACUACUAUACACACAAUUCUUGGCAUAGGCAAUGCAUGUUUCGUCUAUCAAAAGGACUCGUCUGUAUAGCAGUGUACCAGUGGUAUACUGACCAAGUCAAUAAAGUCUUGUUUUCUGAAAUAAAUUAAAUAGUAUGUCCUGAACUGGCUAUAGUCGAACUACCUGUUGUGAAUUUAGGGAUCAUCUCAAAUUGUUGGGUCUAGUACUAUUUUUAGAAACAAUACAGUGCUAAUUUCAAUUGAGAUCAUUGAAUACCCAUAGUCCACUUCUCUCAUAAAUGAUUCUGAGUUAGAGUUAAUCUAUUUUCAAUAGCUGGACGUUAAUAGGUAAAUAUAUAUCUUAGACAUUUUGUUUACUGUAAUUUACUGUAAAUGUACUGGUAAUUAAUUUUAUAAUGUGAACUCGUUUUGUAAAUAGGAAAUAAACAAAUAUUGUACAAAGUU
Acanthoscelides obtectus is the source of this 5359-nucleotide messenger RNA. Lineage: Eukaryota; Metazoa; Arthropoda; Insecta; Coleoptera; Chrysomelidae. The record is from the annotation of a GenBank genome assembly.